Lactuca virosa is the source of this 1665-nucleotide messenger RNA. Lineage: Eukaryota; Viridiplantae; Streptophyta; Magnoliopsida; Asterales; Asteraceae. The record is from the annotation of a GenBank genome assembly.
AUGGCCAUUUCCACUUCUUCAGAGUGGUCCUUAGCUUACAUUCAUUGCAUCAAAAGAACCCACAAAAACCUCACCUUCAAUCCAUCCAAAAACUCCCCGAUUCUUCUCUUCAUUUCUCCCCCUUUCUCAUCUUCUUCAAGAAUCUUGAUCCUCAAUUCAUCCACAAGUUGUCCACCACCAAUACUAGACGAUGAGGAGUCCACCGAUUCUUCCCUCAUCGAAUUGGACAUGGAAGUUGAAAAUCUUGGAGAUUCAUCCGUACCCCAUCAGGAGAAUCUCAAUCAAUUGAUAUGCAAACUGUUGAAGGAUCCAAAAACUGAAGAAAUGGGGUUCGAGAGUUACCAGAAGGCCAAAAGAACACCAGAUUUUACACCCACGAGAUCGACAUUGCAUAAUCUAAUCAGGUACUCGCUGCGUUUGAAGAAUUGGAAUUCAAUUUGGUCAAUUUCCGAUGAUUUUGGGAAAUUCAAGGUCUACCCAAGUGCUUCAUCCUGUUGUAGAUUAAUCAGUAGUUGCAUUCGAGCCAAGAGAUUUAAACUUGCUAAUCAUUUGCUUCAUAUUCUAAAAUUUGAAAAAGAAGUUGCCAUUUUAAGUUUUAAUGCUGCCAUGCGAAGCUAUAACAAGCUUCAUAUGUAUAGUAGUGCAGUCAACGUGUACGAUAUUAUGAAAUCUUUUGGUAUGCAAUUAGACGGGGAAUGUUACGGACGCACCAUGGAAGCUUAUCUGAAAAUGGGAAAGAACGAUAAAGUCAUUUCCUUGUUUAAAGAAUUCGAAUCAAGCAAUCUCGAAUGGACACCUUUUUGCUCACAAAUCUACAGGAUUUUAAUCGAAUCUUUAGCAAAAUCAGGCAAACCAUUUCAAGCCCUAGAUUACUUUCGGGACAUGAUCAAGAAAGGGUUCCAAGAAGACCCUCCUUUUUACUCAACAUUAAUCAGUUCAUUUGUAGCCAUUCAAGAAGUGAAAAUGGUAGAAGACCUUACGAAAGAAGCCGAAGGGAAGAACAUGUUAAGAGACCCAGCAGUCUUUUUAAAGCUCGUUUUGAUGUACAUCGAACUCGGGUCACUCGAAAAGACACUCGACGUUGUUUCUUCAAUGAAAAAAGCAAACAUUAAAGUUUCAGAUUGUAUCUUUUGUGCUAUCGUAAACGGGUUCUCAAAGAAAAGAGGGUUGACUUCAGCAGUAAAGGUCUACGAAGAGUUGACCGCAGAAGGUUGCCACGCUGGACAAGUGACGUAUGCUUCUAUCCUAAACGUUUACUGUCGUAUCGGGCUUUAUGAAAAAGCAGAAGAGGUGUUUUGGGAAAUGGACAACAAAGGGUUCGAUAAAUGUGUUGUGGCGUAUUCUAGCAUGAUUGCAAUGUAUGGGAAACAAAACAGGAUUCGAGACGCCAUGCGGCUGUUAGCUCGCAUGAAAGCACGUGGGGUGGAACUCAACGUGUGGAUUUACAAUUCUCUCCUUGACAUGCAUGGGAAAGUGUUGAACUUGAGGCAAGUUGAGAAGAUAUGGAAGGAGAUGAAAAGAAGGAGACUUGUGGCUGAUAAGGAUAUGAAAGCUGAAGGAACAGGUUUGGAUUCAAGGCUUUAUAGAUCUUCUUUGCAUGCUCUUAGGGAUGCUGGUGUGCGUAUUCAAGUUAAGUGGUUGGAAGAGAGCUUUGAUCCAAACUAA